AUGGAACAACAGGAAGAUAGUAAUAACGUCGGGUAUCCCGAUUUCCCGCUACCAGCCACUACAGGAAGCAACAGUCCCUCUGGGUCAUUGGAUUCUAAUGCGUCUCUGUUCAAUGAUGAUGCUGCUGCUAGUUCUACGAGGGAAGAGGAUGACGCGUCUAAGAUGGAUAUUGACGAGGAUAGCGCACAACCAGUGGAUGAGCAAGCUUCCAUGGAAGAAAUUACCACCAAAUCUGAAGAUGAACAGAUGGAAUUGGAUCGUUCCUCUAAGGCAAUUGAUGAGGAGAAGCAAGAAAAUGAAGUUGAGCACAACAGUGACAACAGUGACAACGGCGGAGAAUCUGAAAAUCAGGAAGAUACUGAAGAGCGCUUACAAAAUAAUGAAGAACCAGAAAUUGCAAGUGACGAAAAUACUGAACAGAAGAAUGAUGACAAUGACGCUCAAGAGCAAAAAGAAGUCUUGGAUAAACAUUUAUCUUCAGAUUCCCAAGAUAGCCAACUGGAAAGUCAAUUGAUGGAAGAAGAAGCUGUUUCUCAAGAUAAUGCAUUGGAAAUCAUAUCUAAAGAUGAUAAAUUGGGUACUACAACCCCAGAUAGUACAACAAAAACCACCUUUGAAGAUGACACAUUGGAAAUUGAAAACAACACGUUGAACACUACAUCUGAACAGCACACAACGAAUAAUCCACCACAAGAUAAUACUCCUCAAGAUACCAAUCCUAAUGAUGACAAAACUAAAACGCCAGACUCAGGGUCCAACGGUAACGAUGUGGAUAUGAGUGAUUCUAAAAGCCUUCAACCAGAUGACAAUAAUGAAACUGCUCAAAAUGAUGAUGAUGAAGAUGAUGAGAAAAGUAUAACGAUCGAAAAAGAGCCCUUAGCUGUACCGCAACAUGACGAAGAAAAUUCACAACAAGACAGGGAAGAAGAGCCUGCACAACCACAAGAACAGGACGACCAAGAAGAUGGCGAACCUGUAGAUAAUAUAAUACCACAGGCACAUGAAAUUAUCAUUCCUAAUUAUGCUAGUUGGUUCAAUCUAAAGAAAAUACAUGGUAUUGAAAAGAAAUCAUUGCCAGAAUUUUUCACUAAUAGAAUACCAUCAAAGACCCCAGAAAUAUAUGUCAAAUACAGAAAUUUUAUGGUCAAUUCUUACAGAUUGAAUCCUAACGAAUAUUUUAGUGUGACGACCGCAAGAAGAAACAUUUCAGGUGAUGCUGCUGCAAUUUUCAGAGUACAUAAAUUUUUAAUGAAAUGGGGAUUAAUCAAUUACCAAGUGAAUUCAAAAAUUUUACCUAAAAACAUUGAACCACCAUUAACCAGUGAGUUUUCGACCAGACAUGAUGCACCAAGAGGUAUAUUCCCAUUCGAAAGUUACAAGCCUUCUGUACAAUUACCUGACAUGGCAAAACUUAAGAAGAUGAUGGAUACAGAUGAUCCAAAGAGUACGUUAUCCAAAUAUUUAAUUGAUAUGGAUAGAAAAAAACGUACCGUUGAACAAUUUGAGGAAAAACAAAAUAAUACAGUUGAAGCCAAUAAGGGUGAUAGUGCUAUCAAUGAAGAUAGCAAAGAACUUGAUCUAAAUAGAUCAGUGAAGAGACCAAAAAUUUUGACUGAAUCGAAAGGUGAUUGGGAAAGGGAAGAUUUGAAGAAAUUGUUAAAGGGUAUUAAGACAUAUGGGUCAGAUUGGUACAAGAUUGCCAAGGAAGUUGGUAAUAAGACUCCUGAGCAAUGUAUCUUGAAAUUUUUACAAUUACCAAUUGAAGAUAGCUUCUUAUAUCAUAAAUUCGAUGACGAAAACCAUAAACCCAAUAAAAUCAGUAUAAAUGAUUUAGGUCCAUUGAAAUAUGCUCCUCAUCUACCUUUCUCAAAAAGCGAAAAUCCUGUCUUAUCUACUAUUGCAUUUUUAAUAGGUCUUGUGGAUCCAAAAAUUGUUCAAAAAAUGACUGACCGUGCUCUAAGAGAUUUUAGCGAAGAACCCAAAGAAUCUUCUAAAGAAGAUUCAAACGGAUAUGCAGAGGAAGAUAAAGAUGAGAAAGCAAAUGAUGAGAAAGCAACCGAUGAAUAUCUAGACAUCAAAGUCGACAACGAUACAACUGAUGUUAAGGAAGCCUCUGAAGUGGCACUAGCGACUAUAGGAGUCCGUUCUCAUAUUUUUGCCACAAAUGAAGAAAAACAGAUGAACAAACUAACAAAUCAAUUGAUUCAAACCCAAUUAGAAAAAUUAGAGACGAAAUUGUCAAUUCUAAAUAAAUUUGAAAAGGCUUUUGAGUUCUCUGAAAAAUCUUUAGAGAGGAAGAAGGAAGAAUUUUUAAUUCAAAGAUUAUCUUUUGCUAAAAGUUCUAAAUCUCUUUUAGAAAAAUUUGAUAAAUCAUUAGAAUUUAUUGAUAAUGAGGACAAGAAGAAAGAAUUUUCCCAACAUUUGGGUGAUAUUAAAAGUUUACUGUCUCAGCCUUUAUCAUUAAGUUUUGGUCCAAAGUUCCGCUCAAAUAUUGAGUCAAACAAUGAUAAUAAUAAUUCACAAAAUAACAUCAAAACCGAAAAUGAUGUUAAGCCAAUAUCAUUAGAUGCUCCCCAAUUUUAUAGAUACUGGUCAGCAUAA
This is a messenger RNA of Kazachstania africana CBS 2517, 2601 nucleotides long. RefSeq names its product Swi3p (gene SWI3). Gene Ontology annotation, biological process: positive regulation of DNA-templated transcription. NCBI's taxonomy places the organism in Eukaryota, Fungi, Ascomycota, Saccharomycetes, Saccharomycetales, Saccharomycetaceae. The transcript has a single exon. Bases 1 to 2601 code for a protein of 866 amino acids. Gene Ontology annotation, molecular function: DNA binding; histone binding. The record is from RefSeq and is a predicted model, not a curated record. Gene Ontology annotation, cellular component: SWI/SNF complex.